UUUUUAAUAAAUAAAAAGAUGAGAGUUCGGGAUCCGAUAAAGGAGCUUUUCUUGAUUCUCUUCUUGUGGCAGUUUCCGUGCAGAGGCUAGCGGUCGUGGCGGCGGCGGCGGCUUCUGCGGCGGAAGAGACUGGAGAGAAGCAGAGACUCAUUAUUCCGGUCUAAAGAAACGACGACGUGAGGAUACCGUUUCGCAUUAUCUGAUUUUGAUCUAUUAUACCUGCUUUAUGCUCCACCACACGCUCUAUUCCUUUCUGUACUUUUGUUUUCUCCGAGACGUUGAUUUUCGAUUUUGCCUCGCCUUUGUGCCGCUCCCUAUCUCUACAAGAAUUCUCCGAGAAUCUUGUGACUUCCGACGAGUUUGUCCCACGAUCGUAUAUGUGAUUCUGAAGGUUUGGGUGGAGAUUGCAAACAAAUUUCUACAUUUGCGAUUCUGUAGUGUAACGAUGGGGUUUAAGGCCAUCAUUGCUAACAUAUCAAGGAGAAGGUACAUGCGACGCAGAGGGCAGUCUCACAUUGCUCCUGAAGCGGAUGUGGCUCCAUCUUCUGAUUUGAUCGAACAGAGUCAGUGGGCAGAUAUGCCCCCUGAACUGCUCCUUGACAUUAUUCACCGAGUAGAAGCCAGCGAGACUUCCUGGCCUGCCAGGAGGGAUGUCCUUGCCUGUGCCUCUGUUUGUAAGUCUUGGAGGGAGAUCACGAAGGAGAUUGUUAAGACUCCGGAGGAAUGUGGGCGUCUCACUUUUCCCAUCUCUCUAAAGCAGCCGGGGCCAAGAGUCUUUCCAAUCCAAUGUUUUAUCAAGAGGGAGAGAGCCAAUUCCACUUAUGGAUUGUACCUUGGUCUGAGUCCUGCUCUGUCCGGUGAUACAAGUAAAUUAUUAUUAGCAGCAAGAAAGAUCAGAAAGGGAACGAGCAUAGAGUUUUUGAUAUCACUGGUUAGAGAUGAUUUUUCUCGAACAAGCAAUGCCUUUGUUGGAAAGUUGAAGUCUAAUUUUCUGGGGACAAAAUUCACUAUUUAUGACAAUCAGCCUCGGCAUGACCCUGCAGCACAAUCCAAUCGUAGGGCACUUUUUAAAGUAGGCUCAAACCAGGUAUAUCCAAGGGUAUCUGCUAGUAAUUGCAAUGUGGGCACCAUAUCUUAUGAGCUCAACAUUCUUCGUACAAGAGGCCCAAGGAGAAUGCAGUGCGCCAUGCAUGCAAUACCCUUUUCUGCAAUUCUAGAAGGGGGCACUGCUCCAACUCCAGUGGAGUUCCCAAAUCGCCAAGCUUUGCAUUUACCUUCCUCACGAGUUUUGGAAGGAAACAAGCAAUUCGCUGAAUUCAGCUCUACAUGCCUCGGUGAGCAGCAACAAGAAUCAGUCGGCAGGACAGAUCCCCUGGUUUUAAAAAACAAAGCCCCUAGAUGGCAUGAGCAUCUGCAGUGUUGGUGCUUAAAUUUCAAAGGACGUGUUACAGUGGCUUCUGUGAAGAAUUUCCAGUUGGUUGCAGCCACAGAUUCUUGUGAAAAUGUUCCUGCUGCAGAACAAGAGAGAGUAAUUCUGCAAUUUGGGAAAAUUGGGAAAGAUAUUUUUACCAUGGAUUAUCGAUAUCCCCUCUCUGCUUUCCAAGCCUUUGCAAUCUGCUUGAGCAGUUUUGACACUAAACCAGCAUGUGAAUGACCAUUAUUCUUUCUUCCUGGGCAAUGUCGUGUCUUGUAAGUUGUAACAUUUGGUUGUAUAUAAUCUAUUUCAAGGGUGCACUUGAGCUUAUGUCCUUUUGAUCGGGGAGUGUCUUUCGUCUGCUGGUACUUUUAGAUGUAAUGGCUGAAACCUGCAUUGUGCAGUGUCACAGAGUACUUUACCACUUGAUUCAAUGGCCAUGAAAAGAACGUUCAACUUUGCAAAUAAUCCAAGGUACUCCUAGUUGUAUAUUGGAAAUCUUAUGAACUGGAUCUUAAUGUAUAAUUGUAUAUUACACUACUUGAGAACACGGGGCGAAUUUUAA
Molecule: messenger RNA, 1979 nt
Organism: Tripterygium wilfordii
Lineage: Eukaryota; Viridiplantae; Streptophyta; Magnoliopsida; Celastrales; Celastraceae
Product: tubby-like F-box protein 5
Exons: 5
Coding region: 227-1654 (475 amino acids)
Molecular function (GO): protein binding
Source: RefSeq, a predicted model, not a curated record